Molecule: messenger RNA, 1148 nt
Organism: Monopterus albus (swamp eel)
Lineage: Eukaryota; Metazoa; Chordata; Actinopteri; Synbranchiformes; Synbranchidae
Product: cyclin-K-like
Exons: 10
Coding region: 78-1148 (356 amino acids)
Biological process (GO): regulation of transcription by RNA polymerase II
Molecular function (GO): cyclin-dependent protein serine/threonine kinase regulator activity
Source: RefSeq, a predicted model, not a curated record
UUUGAGCUACAAUGAUUGGUUGAAAGAUAUGCCAGUCAUGAAAAUGGGUCUGUGGUAUUCUUGUGCUCUUUGUUUGGAUGGAGGGGCUCGUUUCAGUGAAAUCCGAGUAUACAUCUGUUAUUACAACAAAGUCCUGCUGUUGGUGGGACAAGGACCUGUCCACUCUGGACCUCAUCAGACCCCUCUUAUACUGGGACAGGAAGGAUCCCGCCACCCUGGACAACAGCAAACCAUGCUGGUACUGGGACAAGAACGACUUGGCCUACACUCCUUCGCAGUCAGAGGGACUGGAUCCUGCUACGGAGGCCCGGUACCGCAGAGAGGGGGCUCGGUUUAUCUUUGACGUGGGUACGCGACUCGGACUGCACUAUGACACACUAGCAACUGGGAUUGUUUACUUCCACCGCUUUUACAUGUUCCACUCCUUCAAACAGUUCCCCAGAUAUGUGACAGGAGGAUGCUGCCUUUUCCUUGCAGGCAAAGUAGAGGAAACUCCAAAGAAGUGCAAAGACAUCAUCAAGACAGCUCGCAGCCUGCUCAAUGACAUCCAGUUUGCACAGUUUGGAGAUGAUCCCAAGGAAGAGGUUAUGGUGUUGGAGCGCAUUUUGCUGCAGACCAUCAAGUUUGACCUGCAGGUGGAACACCCCUACCAGUUUCUGCUGCACUAUGCAAAGCAACUCAAAGGUGACAGGAACAAGGUGCAGAAGCUUGUUCAGAUGGCUUGGACCUUUGUGAAUGACAGCCUUUGUACCAUGGUGGCCCUGCAGUGGGAGCCACAGAUCAUAGCGGUGGCUGUCAUGUACCUGGCUGGACGUCUCUGUAAGUUUGACAUCCAGGACUGGACCUGCAAGCAGUCGCCCCGGCGCUGGUGGGAGCAGUUUGUUCAUGAUGUACCAGUGGAGGUGCUGGAAGAUAUCUGUCACCAGAUCCUGGACCUGUAUUCUCAGGCUAAGCAGGAGAUGCCUGAUGGAGGGAUCAGGAGUGGCGAAAACAUGCCACCACCUUCCAUCCUGACCCCGACAGUCCCACCACCAUCCAAGAAGGCUUCCCCUCAGACCAGCCCCAGACCACCCCGACCAGCUCAGCCUUCUCCAAAAGAUGACAGCAAAGCCACUAAGCUCCCAGAUCCCUCCUCCGAGCUCAGUUAA